This is a messenger RNA of Cladophialophora carrionii CBS 160.54, 1377 nucleotides long. RefSeq lists its product as uncharacterized. The coding region runs from base 1 to 1377 and encodes 458 amino acids. Gene Ontology annotation, biological process: vacuolar protein processing; protein phosphorylation; regulation of vacuole fusion, non-autophagic. The transcript has 2 exons. Gene Ontology annotation, molecular function: protein serine/threonine kinase activity; ATP binding. Lineage: Eukaryota; Fungi; Ascomycota; Eurotiomycetes; Chaetothyriales; Herpotrichiellaceae. Gene Ontology annotation, cellular component: cytoplasm; Golgi apparatus. The record is from RefSeq and is a predicted model, not a curated record.
AUGGCGAACACGAUUCUAGACAUAUUCUACUCCUUAUCAAGCUGUAUAUGCUGUUUCCCGAGUACUCCGCAACUAAAAAUCAACAGUCGAAGUUUCCGCAUGCUUCGAUUACUGGGCGAGGGCGGCUUCUCCUAUGUAUACCUCGUCCAAGACACUAGCGACAGCGCUCUGUACGCGCUCAAAAAGAUCCGCUGCCCUUUCGGCCAGGAAUCAGUGUCGCAGGCGCUCAAGGAAGUCGAAGCAUACACGCUCUUCGCUCCGCACCCGAAUAUAAUUGCCAGUAUCGACCAUGCCGUGCUCAACGACUCUACGACAAAGGUUUCGGGCAUUGGAGCCGAAGCCGGGAAUGGAGGUGCGAGCAAGACGGUUUACAUUCUUUUGCCGUACUACAGGCGGGGAAAUUUACAAGACAUGAUCAAUGCCAACUUGGUUAAUCAUACACGCUUCGGCGAGCGACGACUCAUGAAACUGAUGCUUGGGGUAUGCAAGGCCCUCAAGGCCAUGCACCAGUACCGCGUACGAAACAACGCCUCCCGAUCGGCCGCGCAGGCGAUCCGUGACGAAGCCGCCGACGAGGACGCCGACGCCGCACAGCGACGAGCGAAGACAACGAAGCGAACCAUGACAGCCUCGGCCCAGAAUCAAGAGGAAAUUUCAGAAGAGCAGGAAGAACCGAUGCUGCAGCCUUCAGAUGAAGUCACCCGCGCGCAAGAUGGCGCCAAGCCAGGGGAGACCCGCGCAUACGCCCACAGGGACAUCAAGCCCGGGAAUAUCAUGAUCGAUGACGACGGACGGACGCCCAUCCUUAUGGACUUGGGCAGUCUGGCGCCGGCGCCGACGCCCAUCACCAGCCGGUCCUUGGCGAUCGCCGUUCAAGACACGGCAGCCGAACAUUCGACCAUGCCUUACCGCGCGCCGGAACUCUUCGACGUCAAAACGGGGAGUGUAAUCGACACCAAGGUCGACAUUUGGUCAUUGGGUUGUACAAUGUACGCGUGCCUGGUGGGGAAAUCGCCUUUCGAGGCUCGAAGCGAUGAGACGGGUGGGAGUUUGAGUAUUUGCGUCCUGGGCGGCGACUGGAGGUGGCCAGACGAAGGAAAUCAAAGUAAAGGAAAGGGCAAAGUUGGAAGUGCCCCAAGUCGCUCGAAUACCGCCCGGUCGGCGAAUGGCGACGCGAAUAAAGCGCCCGAGGCGUCGUCGGCGGCGAGGAUAUACCCCCAUCCAGCUGCGCGUGACGUGGUCAGAAGGUGUUUACAGGUCGAACCGGCGGAGAGGCCAGACGUGGAUGAGCUGAUGACCCUGAUUGAUACUUGUCUGAGCGAACUGCCAGAAGACGACGAGGGUGGAGGAGGAGCCGAAGUUGAUGGGGACCUGUGA